Molecule: messenger RNA, 1351 nt
Organism: Arabidopsis lyrata subsp. lyrata
Lineage: Eukaryota; Viridiplantae; Streptophyta; Magnoliopsida; Brassicales; Brassicaceae
Product: DNA-directed RNA polymerases I and III subunit RPAC1
Exons: 10
Coding region: 116-1246 (376 amino acids)
Biological process (GO): DNA-templated transcription
Cellular component (GO): RNA polymerase I complex; RNA polymerase III complex
Molecular function (GO): protein dimerization activity
Source: RefSeq, a predicted model, not a curated record
AUUAAUAAAAAACGGCGGCUUUUUCAAAACCCUUCGCCGUUUGUUCUUCAUCUCCUCGCCGCCGCCAACUCUCUUUUUCUCUCAAAAUUGCUCAAUAUCUCAGCCACAGACAAGGAUGGUGACUAAAGCAGAAAAGCAAUUCGCCAAGAAUUUCAACAUAGACGAUCUCCCUGACGUCCCUACUGGACUUCCUCCACAUCUCAAAGCCCAGCAAACUGGCGUCGUCUCUAAUAACAACGCUCCUCUUCAUACUGCGAGUGCCAUUUACUCUGGUAGCUAUGUUUCUUCUCUGGGAGUGGACGACAGUGUGAAACUAGGAAACUUCUAUGAGAAUUUCAAAGUUGAUGUGAUUAGUCUCACAAAGACUGAUAUGGAAUUCGAUAUGAUUGGUAUCGAUGCAGCGUUUGCCAAUGCAUUCCGAAGGAUCCUUAUAGCUGAGCUUCCUUCAAUGGCUAUUGAAAAAGUUUUAAUAGCAUACAACACAUCGGUUAUUAUAGAUGAGGUUCUUGCUCACAGGAUGGGUCUUAUUCCAAUUGCCGCAGAUCCAAGGCUAUUUGAAUAUUUAUCCGAAAAUGAUCAGGCGAAUGAAAAGAACACCAUUGUUUUCAAACUCCAUGUGAAAUGUCCGAAAAAUAGACCACGUCUUAAAGUUUUAACGAGCGAUUUAAAAUGGUUACCAAAUGGAAGUGAGUUUCUUAGAGAAUCGGGAGGUUCAACCUCAAAGCCAAAAACUUACACUUCAUUCAGUUGCAGCCAAGAUUCCUUACCCGAAUUUGCUAAUAAUCCUAUCACUCCGUGCGACCUCGAUAUCUUGAUAGCAAAACUCGCCCCUGGUCAGGAAAUCGAGCUCGAAGCUCAUGCGGUUAAGGGCAUUGGUAAAACACAUGCAAAGUGGUCACCAGUAGGGACUGCUUGGUAUAGAAUGCAUCCUGAGGUGGUUCUACGUGGGGAAGUUGAGGAUGAGCUUGCUGAACGACUUGUAAAAGUCUGCCCACAGAAUGUUUUCGACAUUGAAGACAUGGGAAAAGGUAGGAAAAGGGCAACAGUAGCGCAGCCACGUAAGUGCACGUUGUGUCAGGAAUGCGUAAGAGACGAUGAUUUGGUAGAACGUGUUGAUCUUGGCAGUGUCAGGAACCAUUUUAUAUUUAACAUCGAGUCCACCGGAUCACUUACUCCGGACGUUCUCUUCACUGAAGCUGUGAAGAUAUUGGAAGCUAAAUGUGAAACUGUAAUCGCCGAUUGUUGAGUUAUCUGUCUAUCAAUGUUCCUCCUAUUUAUAUUAUUAGUAAUAAUACCAACAGACAACAUUGACAUUUUUAUUUAUAGUUGUGGUUCAAUUUGGAUUUCAAUA